AUUUCGCAAGACAUCAACGGAGUUAAACGAUCGCGUACAAACAAGAAAUAAAUAAAAAAAAAAAAACAAAGAAAAAAAAACCGACUGACUGUUAAGUGAAUCAAAAUCAAUUGGUUUAAAUUUUAACAUUCAAUAGUGGUUUAAGCGCAGAUUUGUUUUUCUUUUAUUGGGCCUUUGUUUUUUUGCUAUACGCUAUACGUUGUUGGAAAACCACAACAACGUAAAUCUAAGCGACAAUGAAUUGGACCUUGUAUGGAUCGAAAAAGAAGGAUGGAAGUGAUGUGAGCAAUGCUUUGGUGAGACAAGAUCCCCGCACUUCGGUCAAGACUACUUCCGCUCAGGCGGAAACCACCAAUACCACCACACAAAACGCCACCAUUUUCAAUAGCAAUGCCCAAACCGUUACUUAUCAAACGACCAAGCAAACGGUGACUUCCCGGCAAACGGCCCGCAUAACGGAAAUCACCACACGACGCACUCCCACAUCUCAAGAACUCGAGGAGAUGUUGCGUUCAAUGCAUCUGAACAAAAAGCCCGAAACAAAAACUUUCACCUCCACAACGACAACAUCGAAUGUACCCCUCCGACGUAAUCGUUCCAGCAAUUUGCCAGCUUUGGCAUUGUCAUCUCAACGUAACUCCAUUAAUAAUAUAAGCAGCAAAAGUACGCCGAAAUUCAAGAGCAGUGCUUCGCCCAUAUCGCGUAAUAUCUUCAAUUAUGACUCACAACCCGGCACAAAAACCGGCGGCGGCAGUGGAGCUGAUGGAUCUAAACCAGCGAUAACACCAACAUUGGUAAAAACACAAACCACCACAGUAUCGGAGAAAAAUGGACGCACCAUUACACAACAUGUGGAAGAGCAUAAGGUGAAAUUCGAUGCGAAAAACUUUACAUUGUCUACUCCCAAUUCGCCGCUAAGUAAAAAUUUAAUGAGUGAAGACAAAUCAAAAUUUUCAAACAUGGGUGGUGGGCUUUUAGGUUUGGAAGCAUUGCCAGCUUCAAAGACAACAGCGACAACGACCAAAACAGUGACCCCUACUCUUAGACCCUUAACCACCACCACUUCCGCUAGCACAUACACCUCUCCCUAUAACCAAAGACAAAUAAGUCAGGUGACUAGCUUAACCCCGAAAACCACUAACACCGCUACUUCCGCCACUUCCGCUAGCACAUACACCUCUCCCUAUAACCAAAGACAAAUAAGUCAGGUGACUAGCUUAACCCCGAAAACCACUAACACCGCUACAACUAAAUCAGCGUUCAUCACUAACUAUAAACCGGGUACUAACUCAAAUUCAACCCUUCCUACUACAACCAAACCGAUCUCUUCGUUUAACUUGACAAGCCAACCCAAAGCCACCACGACCACCAACAGCAGUGGCAACAAUACAUCCAACAAACCAGGGUCAUUAUUUAGUUCCUGGGGCUCAAUUGACAGUAAACCCGAGCCUAUUACCAGCGUCACCACUAAGACUUUUCCAACUUCCCCACGACCCAGUUUCACGUCAACAGCGUCUUCCAUGCCCACAUCUAAGUCUAAACCAUCGGCAAAGCCUGGAUAUGCCUACAUCUUCAACCAUGUCAUCUUUGAUAACGCUGAGGAGCGCAUAGGUAGCUCGGAAGAUGUCAAAGCUUUGGUGGACACUUUUGAGCAUUUCCAAAUGAAAGUAGCCCUCAUUGAGAAUGCCAAAGUGGAUAAAAUCAGAAAGACUGUUGAAAAAAUUCAAGCCAAAGACUUUAGCGAGCAUGCGUGUCUGGUUAUUGUGAUAUUAAGCCAUGGUAACCGUUACGAAGCGAUUUCUGCCAAGGAUGGUCACUAUUCCAUAGAUGAUCAUGUACUCUUUCCCAUACUGCGAAAUUCCACACUGAAUGAUAAGCCUAAAAUGUUUUUCGUUCAAGCGUGUAAAGGUGACAUGGAAAGUACUGGCUAUUAUAGGGAUGCUACUUGCGUUUCACCACCAGGCAAUGCGAAUGAAAUUCUUAAAUGUUACAGUACAUUUGAAGGAUUUGUAGCAUAUCGCUCCGAAAAGGGUUCUAUUUUCAUACAGGCUUUGUGUAAAAAUCUUAAAAUGUAUGGAAGUCAAAAAAACAUUAAAGAUAUCAUGGAGACGGUAACACAAAUUGUUAAACAACAAUCACAACAAAAACAAAUUCCAGCCUAUACUAGCACUUUGACUAAACCAUUUAAGUUUGGAGAUUAUGUUAAGAUGAAAUAAUUUAGGCUAUAAUUAUUUUGAAUCAAUGCUGUGAAUGUGUGUGAUACCACUGAUUACUAGGAUAAGAAUAAUUCUUAAAAUUUAGUAUUAGUCAUGAAAUAUGCAAUUGAAGUUUUGUAUGUUAAAAAAUAUUUUUAUAAAAAAUGCUUAGAUUAAGAUAAUUGUUCAUUUUAUGCUAUUUCUAACUAUUAUUGGCUUACUACCAUACUUUCUCAUAGCCCGUCACACAGCUUAGUGAAACAGCUCUCAAUAGUUAAAACGACAAUACAUAUUUACAAAAAAAUUUAUUAUAUUGCUUUAAUUACUUAACUUAUAGCAUAUUGCGUAAAGUAUA
Molecule: messenger RNA, 2550 nt
Organism: Stomoxys calcitrans (stable fly)
Lineage: Eukaryota; Metazoa; Arthropoda; Insecta; Diptera; Muscidae
Product: cell death protein 3
Exons: 4
Coding region: 237-2216 (659 amino acids)
Biological process (GO): proteolysis
Molecular function (GO): cysteine-type endopeptidase activity
Source: RefSeq, a predicted model, not a curated record